AGAAAAUCCCCCAGAAAAAAAAGGACCCAAAGUCUAAAGAUUGAACAUUGAACAUUUACAUUCUCAUGUUCAUCCUUAAGAAACAUUAAGAAACAUUAAGAAACAAGAACAGGAAACAAAUACAUCGCAACGUCGGAAACAAAAACACACCAAUUCCCUCGUCGAAUUGUCAUUCUCGGAAAUAAAUGGUCAAGGCAUUACAAUUCCUUUCGUCGACUCUUAAGAUCCGUCUUAGGAGCUUCUCCCUGGAUGAGAUCCGAAUGGGGGACGCUCCUUAGGGGCAAGCUGCUGAUUAUAUACAGUAUCUUUUCCUGAGCCUCACCUCACCUUACCUCACCUCCCUACACCAUCUUAUUCACCCCUUUCUUACCAUCCAUUCGUUAUUCUACUUAUACAAUCAUAACUUCUCUCGUUUAACCCAUAAGCCAACCUAAUUCAUCAUACACAACCUAUUUGACAAUGUCCGAAGCAGCCAGCACCGGUGCCGCCGCCGAUUCUCCGGGCGGUACCAAGGCGAGUGCGCCAAAAGAUAGGAACUGUCCUUACUGCGGUCAAGCCUUCACCUCGUCGUCCCUCGGAAGACAUCUAGACUUGUAUAUUAAAGAAAAGAACCCCAAGGCCCCAGAUGGCAUCCACGAUGUCGACGCUAUUCGGAAGAUGCGAGGAAGUAUCACCCGUAGGCAGCCAAGAGGCUCGCUUGCUCGACGAGACACCUCCACCCCCGGCACACCGACAGCCUCGAGAAAAAGCCCUGUGUUCGACAUCGGUACCAAAAUGCCUUCCAUACCGAAAGAAGGCCAGUUCGUUGUAGAUAAUCAGUUACCCAAGUAUCCUUUCCAGCCUACCUGGGAGGCUACCGGCGUGAUAAACGAUAUUCCGGCGAGGAAUGGCGAGUUAAAGAAUAGUCCGGAUGAUAGCAACGGCCAGGACUCGAGGCGGCUUCCCAUGCAGCGCGCACCGAGCCGACCUUUACAAAAGUCUCAACUAGAUGUGAGGCAGAGGCUCGCAGAUGCUAUGGACACCGCGAGAGCUGCCGAGCUGGCACUCAGAGAAUUGCUCAGCUCGUUCAGAGCCGCUAAGCAACAGAUUGAUAUGGACUCCCUUCCCUUCGACUUUGAUCCUCUUUCUCUCGAUUUCCCUGCUCUGACGCUCCAAUGUCUCCAAGCGCCUCCGACCCUAUUUUCCUCUACACCGCAUCCGACCUCUUCGUCUUGGUCUAUACAACCUCCUGCCCAGAAACAAUACGAAGCACUUCGGGCAUUUUUCCAAGAAGAAUUCAGGAAAUGGAGGAUUGCUUGUUCUAUGGCAACUACAGCGUCGAAUGAAGAUCUGAUAUACCCGCCAUCAAACAUAAAUGCACCUCAUGAUGUGCGCGAAGGAGUGAGGAAAGCGGAAGAGGCAGCUGCCGCGCUUGAAGCCCAGGUCAAUGAACAUCUACAAUCAACCUACCAUGUUUGGGAACAGCUUCCCCAGCAGAGAAAAACUGAGCUCUGGGGUCUCGAGUUGGCGAGGAGCGUAGGGAGAAGGCAGAAGGAUGUGGAGAAGCUGAAGGAGGUUCAGUUUACCGCGAAGCAGGAGAAUGCAAACCUCAAGUUACAGAUCGAUCAACUAAAUCGCCUGCAACAUCCAAGAGAGUUCAGGGUAGUACCACCAGCUACGAUCCCUAUCGAGCAAUCCCUGCUCACGUAUCUCGGGGAUCUAGCCCAUAAAGGCCGUCGGGGAAUCGGACUUGACAUCGAAGAUCGGCACGUGGACCUCGAUGCUAUGGUUUCUCGUGCCAUCGAUCGAUGGAAGACUGUUAUCGUAUCGACUAGGGGACCUGGCAUGGCGGGACAGAGGUCUCUCGAGCAGUCAACACCAACUCCGACAAGUCUUACCCCUACCUCCGUGACCGCGCCUCCGCCUCAAAUACCCGCUCAGCAACAGCAAACAUCUAUGCCUGCCACAUCUAACGCGCAAGUAGUCCAGCCACAAUCCACAACAGCUGCCGUGACUGCGUCAAUGGUCGCCGCCUCGCACGUAGACGUUUCCAAUGACGAUAAUAGCGAUCAAGAUGCCGACGCGGAAAUGGAAGACGAUGACAAUUUCACUCCUAUCACUCCCGUAGUCGCAAAACCGCCACAAAUGCAGCAAACCCAUCAGCAGUUGGAAAUAUCGCGGACUAGGGGCCACGACCAGCGAGUACAGAUGACCACGGAUGCACGGUUUACAGUCAACGGCACGGUACCCAGUCGGGGCCUCGACGCGCAGACGAUGCAGAAUAUGAGCGCCGCUGUCUCGAUACCAGGGCGUAUGCACGGACAUGCUAUAAUGAAUAAUGGCGAUUACGGGACGAUUGUUCAAGGCGUUAGCGGUGGCGAGCCAAUGUAUAUGGAUUCAUAGAGAGAAACUACCACGGCGGUUCCGGCGUUCAAAAAUAAGCACAAGUCAUUUUUACUUCCCUCCCUUUUUUUUUCCAUCACCACCAUCAUCAACAUCAUCAUCAUCAUCCUGUUUCCCCGGCGAUAGUGUCUAUUCAUCAGGUGGAUCUUUUUAAAAGAAAAUCGAGAUUCUUUUUUUUCUAUUUAUAUAUAGCUUACCCGCGGAUCUUACCCUUCUAACCUUACUAGAUACGCGCAUGGCAUGGCGGCAUCGAGCGUAUGAGAUUGCCCUAAUAAAUACUCCACCUAGAUGUGUUGAUACAUAGAUGCUGCUGCUGAUUGCUCCGGGGGUGGGCGUGUGUCAAAUAGGUACCCUAUACAAAUAUUCGACCGCCCGCACUCGCUUUGAAAUUGCGGGCGUAAAAUGGAACCGGGGCUUCUUUUUUUAUUUAUCGGUGUUCGAUAAUGCCCGGUUUUUUUGGUGGUGGCUUUUUUUUUCUACUGGUCGUCUAUGUCGUGCGGCUUGAUGAAUCAAUCAUAUUUAUCCUAGGUACCUAUAUGCUAGGUAUAUAUAUACUCGAAUUCCGGUUGGUUGUUGUUGUCGUUGUCGUUGUUUCCCGUGGAUCUUGUUUGGCUCUGAAAUGUUUAUAGUAUGCUUGCUCGUAGAAUUAGGUACCUUUUUUUUAUUAUUGAUUUAUCUCGUAA
This is a messenger RNA of Annulohypoxylon maeteangense, 3065 nucleotides long. RefSeq lists its product as uncharacterized. The record is from RefSeq and is a predicted model, not a curated record. The transcript has 2 exons. NCBI's taxonomy places the organism in Eukaryota, Fungi, Ascomycota, Sordariomycetes, Xylariales, Hypoxylaceae. The coding region runs from base 460 to 2382 and encodes 640 amino acids.